AUGAGAGAGGUAGUAAGGAGUUUUCAUAACAAAGACUUGGGUAAUGGGAGACAAACCUCGUUUUGGUUUGACAAUUGGCUAGAUCGAGGAGUUCUUGUUAAUGUUCUGGGUGAGCGUGGCAUGGUGGAUAUGGGUAUUAAUAGAAGCGCUACGGUGGAGGAAGCAUUACAGAGUGUAAGGAGAAGAAGAAGACACAAAGCCUCUCUACUUAAUGAUAUUGAAGCUGAUCUAAUCUUGGUAAAGGAGAAGCUGAGAAGUGAAGUUUCUGAUACAAAUAUUUGGAGAAGGAAGUCGGGGUUCAAACCAAAGUUCUCUACUUAUGAAACUUGGUCGUUAUUACGCUCUCCUGGGGUGGUUUGUGACUGGUCAAGUGGAAUCUGGUUCACAAAUGUAACUCCUAAAUUUGCUUUUGUGACUUGGCUAGCAGUAAGGGACAGAUUGUCUACUAUGGACAGAAUUGUUAAGUGGGACCCGGGGGCUGUGGAGAUGUGUGUGCUCUGUAAGAAUGCAUCAGAGACUAGAAGCCAUUUGUUUUUUGAAUGCUCAUACUCGGCUCAGGUUUGGGAGUAUCUCAUGAAAGGUGUGCUUUGUAAUGAUUAUACGAGUGCUUGGUCUGAGUUAUUGAUACUCAUUAAUGAUGAGAGAAUGGAGAACAAGAAGAAGUUUUGUCUCAUAUAUGCUCUUCAAGCAACAGUGCAUGCUCUGUGGCGAGAGAGAAAUAGGAUCAAGCAUGAGGAAAAUCCAAUGCCUAUUGAGAUACUGAUGAAGUUGCUGGAAAAAGGAAAUGGCUCAGAUACCUGUGUAUACGGAGAAUGGGUGGUGAAAGGCUCUUUGCGGGAGUUUGUGGUCAAUAAUCGGAAAGGAGGGAGAAUGUUUCUUGUGUCGGAUGGUUGUACACAUGGUGAACUUCUUGAAAUGGCACUAGAAGAUUAUGGCCUGGACAAGAAAAUCGAGAAGAUGGUGCUAACAUAUUCCUUACUAGACGUCAUUUUACAGCAAAUGGCUCCGGAUACUCCUCAUAUGCAUGUCACGAAUGAUAGACAAGUGCGGAACUUGAUCGAGUAG
Molecule: messenger RNA, 1065 nt
Organism: Brassica napus (rape)
Lineage: Eukaryota; Viridiplantae; Streptophyta; Magnoliopsida; Brassicales; Brassicaceae
Exons: 3
Coding region: 1-1065 (354 amino acids)
Source: RefSeq, a predicted model, not a curated record